This is a messenger RNA of Dendroctonus ponderosae (mountain pine beetle), 1166 nucleotides long. It is a transcript of the gene REG, whose product is annotated as proteasome activator complex subunit 3. Gene Ontology annotation, biological process: regulation of G1/S transition of mitotic cell cycle; regulation of proteasomal protein catabolic process; positive regulation of endopeptidase activity. The coding region runs from base 418 to 1128 and encodes 236 amino acids. The record is from RefSeq and is a predicted model, not a curated record. The transcript is spliced from 4 exons. Gene Ontology annotation, cellular component: nucleoplasm; cytoplasm; proteasome activator complex. Gene Ontology annotation, molecular function: endopeptidase activator activity. NCBI's taxonomy places the organism in Eukaryota, Metazoa, Arthropoda, Insecta, Coleoptera, Curculionidae.
AAAAAAUGUCCUCACAAGCCGAUUGUCGACAAACCAGCACGCUUUCAAGCUCAGAGUCGAACCUGAUCAUAUUAAGGAUAGUUCAACAUAUUUUCAGCUAUUUUUAGUUCGUUGGAACAAUGAAAUACCCAAUGCAAGCUUUCAAGACCGGCAAUGGAUAAUUUUAGGGCCAAAAAAGCAGUGCUUGGUGUUUGGCUACAACUGCUUUAAUUUGACUUGAUGCUUGAGAAUAUGUGUGAACGCAAAAUUCACAUUCCAAUGAUGGCAACCUGCAGUUUUUUUAGCAGAAAUGUAAAUGUUUACUUAAUUUCUUUGACCAAAUUCCAAAAGUUUAUAGAAGCCGAUUUUUGAAAGCUAAAACAAACAUUUCUUGUCAGUCAGUAAAAAGUUGUCACUGACGAAUUUAAUUUUCCGGCAAUGAGAACGGUGCAAAAUUACAAAGAUGAAGUAAAAGCUCAGGCAGAGGAAUUGCUUCGCAAAGGCAUUCCCGAAUCGAUCUUGAAGCUGAAUAAAAUCCUGGACGCUCCGCAGUUUAAGACUCGCGUGAUUGAAGUCAAACAAGACAUAAACAUUCCAAUACCAGAUCCCAUUAUAUUGAACGACUUGCCGCCUGCUAAGAAAACUAAGUUUGACAACUCCAUCUCCAAAGAUGGAACUAGAGUUUUGAUCUUCCCUUCGGGAGCCAUUCCACCCAAUAAACACAUCACCGACUUGAUGGAUAUUAUUAAGCCCCAUAUUCGGAAGCUGGUGGAGGAUGCUAUUGUAAUUAAAAUGUGGAUUUCCUUUAUGGUGCCCAAAAUCGAAGAUGGAAACAAUUUCGGGGUAUCUGUUCAGGAAGACACACUCGGCGAGGUUCAGUCGUGCGAGUCGGAAACCAGUUCAUAUUCUGAGCAAAUUACCAGAUACCUUAUUACGAGAGCUAAGCUAAUAUCAAAAAUAGCCAAAUAUCCACACGUGGAGGACUAUCGCCGAGCAGUUCAAGAGUUGGACGAAAAAGAAUAUUUUUCCAUGUGGCUCACUUUGUCAGAGAUUCGUAAUAGAUAUUGCACUUUGCAUGAUGUUAUAUCGAAAAAUAUAGAGAAAAUUAAAAAGCCACGACCAUCCAAUGCAGGCGAAUCGUUAUAUUAAUUUACUGUAACUACUGCAAAAUAAACAUUUCCGUAUUA